AAUCAAUGAAACGGAAAGUGGAUAGAGAGGCCCACGCUCCUAUAUAGUGCGUGGGAAAGCAGAGGAGGCAGAGUCUCUGUGAUUUGGUUGGUGAGUGACGAGGACGCAGAUGGGUGAGGGAGUGGGGGAGGAGGUUUUGGAAACUUGUGGGUAUUGGGAAACUAAAAUCCCAAUUCAGAAAGCAAUAUUAAAAAGCCUGAAAGAUUAGUAAAAUUCAUGAAUAGGGCCGUACCGAAUCACUGAUAUGAUAUCCUGUUGAUAAAGAUGGAAUAAAAUUUCCAUUCUUGCUGCUGCCGUUUCUGCAUUUCAUCUCCUUUUCUUCUGGACAUUAGUUCAGUAGUCUUAUUCUUGUGUGUGUGUGUGUGUGUGUGUGAGAGAGAGAGAGAGAGAGAGAGAGAGAGAGAGAGGUGUUUGUGUGUUUGAUGACAAAUGCGGAGCUUCAAAGCAUCUCCUACCAACGCCGAAAUGUAUUACCAGUCACCCUUCUUCCUUCGUGGGGACGAGAGUAGCCGCAAUCAAUCGCGUUUUUCGGGUCUUGGAGAACUUGAACGGUCCGCUGCAUUCAAUCAUGACGAUACUGUUGAUUUAAGCAGAAGCUCCAUGCUUAGCUUGAGGUCGGGUAACAUCGCUGUUGUCUCUAGCAUACAAUUUGGGGGCUUGAACACGAACAUUGGUGCAUUGGACAUAGCUUCAUCAGCCGCGGGGGUAGAUGCAGGGGAGUUUAUGUUCCAGAGGGGGCUGAUGACAACCGCUACUACGGCCGCCCCUGCAUUAGCUAACGGCCAUUUUGAGAACUGGGGCGAGUCUGGCAUGGCGGAGAACAGUCAACAGACGGACACUUCCACAGAUGUUGACACAGAUGAUAAAAACCAAAAACAGUAUGCUGGAGUUCAUCAUGGAGCAGUUAUUGCUGUGGAUUCUUUGGAUCAACCCGAGGGAAAAGCUGGAGAUCAGAAGAUGCUUCGCAGGCUGGCUCAGAAUCGAGAAGCUGCACGGAAGAGUCGAUUAAGGAAGAAAGCAUAUGUCCAGCAGCUGGAGAAUAGCCGACUGAAGCUUACUCAACUAGAGCAAGAGCUUCAACGUGCACGCCAACAGGGUGUUUUUAUUGCAUCUGGAUAUUCAGGGGAUCAGAGCCACUCCCUGGGUGCAAAUGGGGCUUUAGCAUUUGAUAUAGACUAUGCACGCUGGGUUGAUGAACAUCAACGGUUGAUUAAUGACCUCAGAUCUGCUGUUAAUUCCCACAUGGGUGAUGAUGAGUUGCGCCUUCUUGUUGAUGGUGUUAUGACACAUUAUGAUGAGGUAUUCAGGCUAAAAGGCGUAGGUGCAAAAUCUGAUGUGUUUCACAUGCUUUCUGGCAUGUGGAAGACUCCGGCAGAAAGGUUUUUCAUGUGGUUGGGUGGAUUCCGCUCAUCGGAACUUCUCAAGAUACUUGGGAACCAUCUUGAACCUUUGACAGAUCAACAGUUGAUGGGUAUAUGUAAUCUACAGCAGUCCUCCCAACAGGCCGAGGAUGCCUUGUCCCAAGGAAUGGAAGCUUUGCAGCAAUCUCUUGUAGAGACGCUGUCCUCCACCUCUCUGAGGCCUACGGGUUCUGGGGAUGUUGCUGACUACAUGGGUCAAAUGGCAAUCGCAAUGGGUAAACUGGCCACACUUGAGAACUUCAUUCACCAGGCCGACCUUUUGAGGCAGCAAACGUUGCAACAAAUGCACCGAAUUUUAACCACCCGACAAGCUGCUCGUGCUCUUCUUGUUAUCAGUGAUUAUGUUUCACGUCUUCAAGCACUCAGUUCUUUAUGGUUGGCACGCCCUAGAGAUUGAUUUUUUCCAUCCGCACAACCUACCAAAAAAAUUGAAGAGCUAAUUUACUGGUCGAGUUUUCGGGACCAAGAUGAUGGUGAGCCAGCAUUUGGGCUUUCCUGCUGCCGUUGUUUUGCCCAUGGUUGUGUGAAGCUUCAUAAAAAAGUAUGUUGUCUCGGAAACAUGUAAUGCUAAGUGCCGGUAUCUAAGUUGUAAUUAAUUACAAAAUGUUGUAAUUAAGUCUAGUCGAUGAACUGAUAAGUAAAAAUUAUAAUUAUUAUGGGGUAUCAACCAAAUCUAUAUUUAGUUAAUCCAAUCUCUAUUAUUAUCU
Molecule: messenger RNA, 2128 nt
Organism: Malania oleifera
Lineage: Eukaryota; Viridiplantae; Streptophyta; Magnoliopsida; Santalales; Ximeniaceae
Product: transcription factor TGA2.3
Exons: 11
Coding region: 430-1818 (462 amino acids)
Biological process (GO): DNA-templated transcription; regulation of DNA-templated transcription
Molecular function (GO): DNA-binding transcription factor activity; sequence-specific DNA binding
Source: RefSeq, a predicted model, not a curated record